This is a messenger RNA of Thlaspi arvense, 1440 nucleotides long. NCBI's taxonomy places the organism in Eukaryota, Viridiplantae, Streptophyta, Magnoliopsida, Brassicales, Brassicaceae. The record is from the annotation of a GenBank genome assembly.
AUGAAUCCUUCCAGCCCUCCCAACUUCUCUUCACUCUCCAUCACUAUAAUCAUCCUAAUAAAUUCCAUCUCCUUGGUUGUUGGAGCGAAAGAAUCUCCCGAGGGCAGAAUCCCGCACUUGGAGCAAAACUGCCUCGCCAAGCACACCGACAACCCCAAGAACCAAACCACCCUGCUACGGCGGGGGUCGGCGGAGUGGUGGGACUGCACAGCGGAGGUGCUGGAGAUGGCGCGACGGCCGGAGAUGGUGCGGUGGAUAAAGGGCAUCAGACGGAGAAUUCACGAGAACCCCGAACUGGCUUUUGAGGAAAUCGAGACCAGUCGUCUCAUCCGCGAUGAAUUGGAUAAACUGGAGAUCCCUUACCGGUUCCCCAUGGCAAAGACCGGGGUCCGAGCUACAGUGGGAACUGGCGGUCCGCCGUUCGUCGCCAUCCGGGCUGAUAUGGACGCUCUCCCGAUUCAGGAAGCGGUUGAAUGGGAGCACAAGAGCAAAGUUGCGGGGAAAAUGCAUGCGUGUGGUCACGACGCCCACGUGGCCAUGCUUCUUGGUGCUGCCAAGAUUUUGAAGGCUCGCCACCAUCUUCUCAAGAGCGUUCGUCAGGAGCUGACGGGAGAGAAAGAGGUAGGAAGGACAGUGUUCUCCCUGAUCGCUGCUAAUAGAGAGAUCUCUUUCCCAUUGUUGCCGCUGCAGUUCCCGGAUGGGACAAGGAGCCCGUCGGAGGCAGUUGGGGAUGUGGGCUGCUGUCAGCCAUGCACCAUUGGGGGGACGGUGGUACUGGUGUUCCAGCCGGCAGAGGAAGCCGGAAAUGGAGCAAAAGGGAUGAUAGGAGAUGGGGCCCUGGAAGACGCGGAGGCUAUAUUUGCUGUCCACGUGUCCCACCAACAUCCAACUGGUGUCAUCGGGUCAAGGCCCGGCCCGUUGCUGGCCGGGUGCGGAUUCUUCAGAGCUGUAAUAAGUGGUAAACAAGGCCUUGCUGGAGAUCCGCACCGCACUAUUGACCCGGUUCUGGCUGCCUCUGCUGCUGUCAUCAGCUUGCAGGGUAUUGUGUCUCGCGAGGCCAACCCCUUGGACUCCCAGGUAAUAGUAGAACAAGCCAGGGUGUUCAGGUGCUCGGCGGCGGUCGAUUUCUUCGAGAAAGAAAGCACAAUUUACCCUCCCACCGUGAACGACGAGCAAAUGUACGAACACGUGAGGAAGGUGGCGGUUGACGUGGUCGGUGCCGAAAACUUCAGAGUGGUUCCACCCAUGAUGGGAGCCGAGGACUUCUCCUUCUACUCCGAGGUUGUGCCGGCGGCCUUCUUCUACAUAGGCAUCAGAAAUGAAACCUUGGGUUCAACGCAUUCCGGUCACUCCCCUCACUUCAUGAUCGACGAAGACGCUCUACCCAUUGGUGCUGCUAUGCAUGCGGCCAUUGCAGAAAGAUAUCUAUGUGAACACUGA